Messenger RNA from Osmia bicornis bicornis, 5100 nucleotides. RefSeq lists its product as uncharacterized. The transcript has 27 exons. NCBI's taxonomy places the organism in Eukaryota, Metazoa, Arthropoda, Insecta, Hymenoptera, Megachilidae. The record is from RefSeq and is a predicted model, not a curated record. Gene Ontology annotation, molecular function: acyltransferase activity, transferring groups other than amino-acyl groups. Bases 251 to 4636 code for a protein of 1461 amino acids.
AAAUGGACUCGUUCAGCCCUUUGUUCGGCUAUGAUAUCGUCACUCGAAGAAAUGUUCUUUACGUACUCGCUUAUCGUUAGUUAAAUGCUUACUCCUUAUAUUACAUUCAUGAAAACAUGAUUGCUUAUGAAAUAAUGACGUCGAUUCAUGCCCGCAGCAGUGACAUUAAUGAAAACGAGGAUGGGGAUGUAGUCCUCGAAGACGGUGCUUGCUUCUCAUUUAAACUCUGAUCCUGUACCUUGUAAAUACGAUGAAGUACAAGAUGAUGAUAAGUAUCGUACUGGUGGCAUGUGUGUGCGUGUCUACCGAAGCGAAGGUACGAAACUCAACGGGACUGGUAGAAAACUUUCCCGGUUAUACGAUCACCAAUGGUAUUGAGCAGUUAAAUUUGACGAAAUGUCGAAAAGAGAUGGAUGAGUACCGUGUUGCGGUGGACGAUCGCGUACUAUGGAGUUUGAGAAUGUUGGACGCGAGCGGACAACCAACAUCGGGAUUCAUCUCGGGGAACAACUUUUGGAUGGGCAGCAGACAACAGUGCAAGUAUCUUAGCGAAAAGAUGCCCUACGCGUUGUCGGAGAAGAAAAUUAAGAACAAUUCAGUCUAUCGUAACCCGAACAAAGAAUUUCCGCCUUUCCAGCUAAACUUUUUCAGUGUUCAAGCUCAUCAUAACAGCACUGUGCAGUAUCAUAUUCCGAUACCUAAGGAUGACGUUAUAGCGCUUGGCCUUUGCCUACCAGCGUCCUGCACCGAACAGGAAGUAGCUACAAUGAUGAAGAAGGUAUUCGAUGAUAGACUUCUUCUACUUGGACAGCUCUAUUCGAUGGAUUUCACUUUGAUCAAGGUCUCUAGUUUAAAAGAUGAUUUUAUGUGGCUUCAUAAUGGAAAGAUCAUCGUAAUCCUCCUUAUUUUGGUGGCAUACUUUGGUAUCGUGACAGUGGCCACGUUAUAUGAUUUUCUUAUAUUUCAAAAACGUCUACAGAAGAAGAAGAAGAAGAAGAAGAAGAAGAAGACGAAAGAAGAAUUUUCUAUUAACGGAAGUCUAAAGAACACUACCGAAUUCAGCAAGGAUGCGGAGGCGAAAGCUGAAGGCGAGCAAAAGGAUAUUCCAUCAGAGGUGAAGCGACGCGAUCGACGCGAUCGAAUCGAAAAGAUCCUUAUAUGUUUCUCAGUUUAUUCAAAUAUCAAACAGAUAUUUCAAAUGGGCAACAAUUCAGCAGAUAUAGCAGUAAUUCAUGGCAUCAAAUUUUUUGCAAUGAUAUUGAUCAUUUGCGGUCACGGCAUCUUAUAUGCAAUAAAUAACACAGGUAAUAAGAUGGAAACGUAUGUGAUGGCCAGCCUUAUUCAAAACCAAAUCUUCUCAAAUACGACACUGUCCGUGGAUACUUUUUUAUUUAUAAGCGCUUUCCUGCAAGUCCACGGAUUCCUGAGAGUGCAAACGGAAGAAAAGAAACGUCAACCGGUUCGCAAAAAAAUGAUUGAUUUUUUCAAUGGAAUCAUCAACAGAUAUAUCAGGCUUACAUCUGUAUACGUCUUUACGAUAUUGCUCGUAAUUGUAACGUUCUCUUGGCUGGAAAACUAUUCAGUAUCAUUCUUCAGCGAGCCGAUGCACGAACUUUGCUCGAAAUAUUGGUGGAAAAAUUUAUUCUACAUCAAUAACUUCUCGGAAUGGAAAGAUAUAUGCAUGAGCUGGAGUUGGUACGUUUCUACUGAUAUGCAAUUCUACAUUGUUGGUCUCCUUUUGUUAAUUGUAUCGACCACCACUUAUCGCUAUACUGUCCUCAGCUUAGGCAUUGCAAUAUUACUUGUAACCACGUUGGUGCACGCUUACAUAACGUACGAUACAGGAUACAUUCCUACGGUGGACACAAGACUUGACACAUUGACUUCCAUGUACAUAAAACCGUGGAUGAGGAUUCAGCCGUACAUGAUAGGGAUGGGAACGGCUUUGCUUCUUAAUAAAUGGAAUUAUAAGUUGGAUUUGUCAAAAAAAGCAUCAGCUACAUGUUGGAUUCUCAGCAUAUUUUCUACUUUAGCUAUUAUGUUUGGUUGCGCGAAUCCAAAUAUGACGCUUGGCUUAUCGGUCGUCUACGAAACUUUUAGCAGAAUAGUUUGGAGCCUUGGAAUAGCGUGGCUCAUAAUUGCGUGUCUGACAAACAAUGGCGGAAUCGUAAAUGAAUUUUUGCGUUUACCAUACUGGAUUCCUCCCAGUCGAGUAACAUACACUGCUUAUCUUCUCAAUCCAUUUAUCAUAAUAACUAUUUGUACGUUCAGCAAUAAUCCAUUUAACGUUGAAUAUUUAACCAGUGCUGUUUUUACCAUCGGAAUAUGUACGGUUACUUACGUUGCGUCUUUUGGAUUGUCGGCGAUCAUUGAAGUACCUACGAUAAUAUUCUUACGAACAGUCAGUUCUUCGUCUAGAAGAAAGACAUAUACCGUCGUCUUGGAAUCCAGAGUCUUCCCUGUCUCAGGUUUUAGGAAGCGAGAAGACAUAAAAAACGAGGUGACGAUGGAAAAGAAGAGGAACAGAAUCGUUUUUCUCCUCUGUAUAUGUACGUUAACCGAAGGGAUCGUAAGAAAUCCAGCAGCGUUGAUGGAAAAUUUGCCUGGUUAUGCGGUCACCAGCGGUAUCCACCAAUUAAAUUCGACCAGAUGCCGAAGAGAAAUGCAGGUAUUCCAGGACGCGGUAAACCAUGGUGUACUUUGGAGUAUCAGAAUGUUGGACGCGAGCGGACAACCAACAUCAGGAUACAUUUCAGGAAACAACUAUUGGAUGGGAAACAAACGAGAAUGCGAGUUCCUUAGCCAGAAGAGACAAUUUCCAUUGUCAGAGAAGAAGAUUCGAAAUAAUUCAAUCUAUCGGAAUCCAGCUGAAGAGUUUCCACCUUUCGAGCUCAACUUCUUUGGUGCUCAUCUCAGUCAGAAUGGCACUGUGCAGUAUCAUAUGAGGGUUCCUAUCGAAGAGACAAUAGUGCUCGGACUUUGUCUACCAGCAUCUUGCAGCGAAAACGAAGUGGGCACAAUGCUAAAGAAGGUAUUCGAGGAUAGGCUUCUUCUAUUUGGACAACUCUAUUCGACAGACUUUAAGUUGAUCAGAGUGUCGAAUCUGAAAAAUGACCAUAAAUGGCUUCUCAGUGGAAACAUUAUUACGAUUUUAUUUAUUUUGAUAGUAUUAUUCGGUGCAACGAUAGUAGCCACGUUAUACGAUAUUCUCAUCUACCAGAAACGUCUACAGAAAAAAACAGACGACGGCAUUAUCGAAUUGAAGAACCACACGGUGGAGGAGAAAUCGGAAUAUAAUGAAGAGGACGAUGCUGUACCAUCAGAACUGAAAACAGAGAAUCGAAUUGUAAAAAUCCUUAUAUGUUUCUCAGUUUAUUCGAACAUGAAAGAAAUAUUCAAAUUAGACAAUAGUUCAAAAGAUUUGAGUGCGUUUCAUGGCAUCAGGGUGUUUGGAAUGAUAUGGAUCAUGUUUAUCCACGUUUUAUUAUACACACUGAACGUUACAGGUAACAAGGCAGAGAUCUAUAUAAUAACCAGUAAUAUUGAAUCGCAAAUCUUAGCCAAUGGUACACUGGCCGUGGAUACGUUUUUCUUUAUGAGUGGUUUCCUCGUGGUGUUUGGAUAUCUGAAAUUACAAAGGAACGAAAAUAAUAACGUUUCAUUUAGCAGGAAUGUAAUGAUAUUCAUUAGUGCAAUCAUCAAAAAAUACGUCAGGAUUACACCGACGUACUUGAUUAUAAUAUUGCUCGUCAUCAUAAACUUCGCUUGGCUUGAAAAAUUUUCAUUGAUGUAUUUCCAUGAACCGGUGCACCAAGUAUGCUCAAAAUACUGGUGGAGAAAUAUACUCUACAUCAAUAAUUUCCUCGAAUGGGAUGAUAUGUGCCUGACAUGGAGCUGGUAUAUCGCCGUUAACAUGCAGUUCUUUAUUUUCGGUAUCUUUAUAUUGAUAUUAUCCAGAAGCUACUACUACAUUGCCCUAAGCUUAACCAUUGCUACUAUAUUUUUAUCCACGUUGGUGCACGCUUAUUUAACAUACAACGCAGGAUACAUUCCUACAUUCGAUAUGCAAUUUGAAAUGAUUGCUUCCAUGUACGUGCAUCCAUGGAUGAGAAUACAACCGUACAUAGUAGGGAUGGGCACAUCGGCGUUUCUUGAAAAAAUCAAUUAUAAAUUACAUCUGUCAAGGAAACAGUUAGCUGCCGGCUGGUUCCUCAGCGUUUUUUGUAAUUGCACGAUUCUGUUUGGUAUCUCAAAUAGAAACGUGUCGCUUACUGUAUCAGUACUUUACGAGACGUUUAGCAGAUUAGCUUGGAGCCUUGGAAUAGCGUGGCUCGUAAUUGCCUGUGCCACAAACAAUGCCGAUAUCAUAAAUCAAUUUUUGUCAUUAAAGUACUGGAUUCCCUUCAGUAGAGUAACGUUCUGCGCUUACCUUCUAAAUCCAUUCUUGAUACAAUUUAUGGGUAUGUUUAGCAAUUACCCAUUAAACGUUGACUUUUUAACGACCAGUAUUUGUAGUGUCGGAAUAUGUAUAGUUACCUACCUUGCGUCAUUUGGAUUGUCGGCGAUCAUUGAAGUACCUACGAUAAUAUUCUUACGAACAGUCAGUACUUCUAACAGGAAGAUUCAACGAAUAUAAACAUAUACAUAUACAUAUGUACUUAUGUAUGCAUUCAAACCAGAGCCGGAAGCGUUGAUGGGAAAGUUGCCUGGUUAUGCGAUUUCCACCGGUAUACAACUACUAAAUUCUACCCGAUGCCGAAAGGAAAUGGAGGAAUACCGUGAUGCAGUGGAUCGUCGUGUACUCUCGAGUCUGAAAAGUUAGUAGUGACCUCUUUGACCCCUACUUACGAGGGGAACUACCAUCUGUAGUUUGGGCCCCUGAGACGUAGUUUACCCACGGUGACCGUUGAAUUACCGUUUUUACACUUUCGGUCAAUCAUUAUCCCAAAAAAAAGUAUAAAAUGAGUAUAUUUAGAUUUUCCUCUUAUAUUUAGGUUGUCACUUAGGUAAUAAUGCACUUCUUGUACGUAUGUGUACUUAAAGUAGUUAUUUAUUAGAAUAUUAUAACGGUAAUGUGAAUACAUUUUGUAGUACGCAAAA